AUGCACCACCACCAAGCUAAUUCGGAAAGCCUGCGGAGUCGCAACUCCAGCUAUUCGAACAGUGAUUCUGGAAGCAGCAACCAAUCUCGUCAAUCUCACAGCACACAAGGAACACAGUAUACUGGACCUUCUUCAAGACCUCCAUUUGUACAUUACGAGACAUGUGAGGGAAGACUCGAAGGCUCUCUUCAUGAAUAUUGUCACCAAGCCGAGGAUCCUAGGUCUUCUGCAGAGACUUACGCCUCGACUGUAGCUUCAGAAGUCGACAUCGACGGAGAGUCUCUAUCUGAUGGACCUUGUCCUCCACCACGCCCCGACGUAUAUGGAAGUAGAGCAAUUUCAUCGACUCCGUCCGAUUUCGCUGAGCUGUUCCCAUCAGAACGUCUUUUGACGAUAAGACAUGAUGAUUCCACACCCGACGGCAACAUGAACCUCCGAGUUGACACAGUAUAUGAAAACUCGCGUUACAGCCCCAUCGAUGUCACUCUGUUUCACCUUCGCAUGCACGACCUGAAAAAUAGGCAAUUCUCGUUACGAAGGUAUUGCAGAGAGUCUGGCCGCGAAGUUUGCCACUCAACACGAAAAUGCCAGAAAAGUACUGCUGAACGAAGGAUGGGCCUCCAGAGAUCUCUCAGCAAUGCGUUCGCAUCACUUCGUACGAUAGCAGAACACAAAGCUUCUCCUCCGUCUGAGAAUCUGAGGAGAUCUGAUUCUGGUUACGAGUCACUGAAGUCACAUAAAAGCAUCGAACCUGAUCCUCAAGCUGCAGUAUCAUCGGGAUUCCUCAGCAGAAGCCACGUGUCAAUUCCUACCAAGACCAUCAAGCUUGAGUUCUCGAAUUACGCGCAGGUGGAGGUCAAGCGACGCGGUGCAAAGAGCAGCAAACGGUAUGAAUUUGAGUAUUGGGGAGUUCACUAUGUCUGGAAACGUAUUACAGAUCGAAUUGGCUCGAAGGAAGUAUCGUUCUGCCUAUUUCGCAACAAUGAGGAUCAGCCUCUUGCGCGAAUCUUACCCACUCCCAUGAGCGGUGUGCAACAACGCGAAGAGCUUUCCAAAGGAGGCUGGGUCCCGCCAUGUACUCUGGGAAUCGCCGACGAAGAGAUCAUUGAGAACCACAACGAGGUCUCUGAUGUCGUGGUGGCUGCUGGUCUGAUCGCGCUGGUGGACGACUGUAUAAAGCGUCGAUUCCAUACGAGGCCUGCUCGCGGGAUUGUCAUUCCUGUUCCAAAGUUCCGACUGGAUAUGGAGUACAUCGGCACAAAACGAUCAGGCAGUGAAAAUGCCAGUCGACCAUCGACCAGAGGUUCAACGACGUGUCGUAGGCCCACACCGCUGCGAAAGGCAAGUUGCGAUGUGUGA
Messenger RNA from Aureobasidium pullulans EXF-150, 1359 nucleotides. RefSeq lists its product as uncharacterized. The coding region runs from base 1 to 1359 and encodes 452 amino acids. Lineage: Eukaryota; Fungi; Ascomycota; Dothideomycetes; Dothideales; Saccotheciaceae. The transcript is spliced from 2 exons. The record is from RefSeq and is a predicted model, not a curated record.